AACAAACACAUUGCGUGUGUAUAUAUAAACACACACAAGAAAUAGCAGACACAAUCGUAGAAUGUGUGCCUAUAUCUGUAUAAUUCCAACGAUUUCGACAUUGUUAGGACCAGAAUCUGCGCACAGCCGGCAGCGGGGAAGCAUGUGGCGCCUUCUUGGAUGUGCCCUGGCCGCAGUAUGUUUCCAAGUUUCUGAAACGUCUCUCAGUUUAAGCUCAUCUCAUCACUUUGCUUCACCCGGGGAGUCUCCGGUAGAGUUCACGUGCACCUCGAGUGCAGUAAUAGAAUCCGGUGGGGUUCGGCUGCUCUGGUUCAGAAAGAACGCGAGUGAUGUAAUGGAACAACUGGACACGAAAUGCAACGAGUCCCCGUGCAAAUACACCAAUGAAUCCAACGGCCGGGACACCUUCAAGCUGAAGAUUCCCAACACAGAGCGAGAUGAUUCGGGUACAUAUUACUGCGCGCACCCACCAGUUAUGGACCUGGAGUUUUCAAAUGGGGCUGCAUUGAGCGUCAUAACAGACAGUUCAACAGAGAACACUUCUGUGUCUAUACUGGCCCCCGCUGUCUCCGCCAGCGCGCUCGACUCCACUGAGACGCUGACAUUAGUCUGCCUGGCCCGGGGCCUCUCCUCGCCCGCGGUCCGGUUUCAGUGGUUCAUCUCCGGUAACGUCACGACGGCAACAGCGCCGGGCUCCGGGAUCAAAGAGACGGGCGGAGGCGGAGAGAGCUACAGCGCCACGAGCAGGCUGACAAUCCAGGUGGAGACGUGGCGGAGCGGGGCGGUGUGCGCCUGUGGAGCGCAACUGAACUCAAACACCGUCAUCCGCAGCAGGGAGAUCUCAUACACAGCGGGAGCAUCGUGCCGCGUGUAUUACGUCGCGUUCUCCGGGGCUGCUCUGCUCGCUGUAGCCGCGGCGAUCCUCGCCACUUGUGCAUGGCUUAAUUUCUGUAGCAAAGAAGAUCCCAAACAGAGAGCGGACCCCGCCGUGCAGAUCAAGAUGAGAUGCAAUGAUGACCUGGUCACCUACGCUCACUUGGAGUUUGUUCCGCAGAAGAAGGGGAGACGGAAGAGGCAGACUUGAGCAGAGUGCACGAUCCCCCGGAGGAGCGCUGUGUCCGGGUUCUUGCGUUCAGAGACAACGGUUCUUGUUAUAUUAUGAAAACCAACAGAAUAUAUGUGUUCUAAUCGGAUAGAGCUCUGCUUAAAGAGCGAAUUUUUUGACUCCUAUUUUUUUUAAGAGGUAAACCGUCUGUUAAUUUUCCAAAGACAGAAUAAAAUAACUAAGUUGUAUAUUUCAAUAUAUCUUAUAUCCUCUCAGCGUGCUCUGUUUUCCGUUCUGUAACAUUAACGUGAAUUGCAAAAAAAAUAGCAAUAAUUAUACGGAAACGCUUUAAGAAGAUGACCCUAUAUAUCAGACAAAUGAUCAUUUAUAAAAUAAUUCUAC
Molecule: messenger RNA, 1447 nt
Organism: Acipenser ruthenus (sterlet)
Lineage: Eukaryota; Metazoa; Chordata; Actinopteri; Acipenseriformes; Acipenseridae
Exons: 6
Coding region: 62-1084 (340 amino acids)
Source: RefSeq, a predicted model, not a curated record